CAGUCGUAGGCCUAGGGUCGGGCCUGCAACAAGUUAUCAUCACAGACAUGGGCCAAGGAGCCAGAGGCCGUCCGGGGUCUGUGAGUUGAGCUUGAGGCUGCAGGAUGAGGGUCAUCAUGGGGCUAGCCAGCCUGGGGUCCCUCUGGGCAGUAUUCCUGCUUCCUCUUGUGUUUGGGGUCCCCACAGAGGAGCCUACCUUUGGGGGAUCUGUGGCUUCCCAUCUCCCCAAAGGCUGUCGACGAUGCUGUGACCCCAAGGACCUGAUGUCCUCUGAUGACACAGUCCAGGCCCCUGUUUCCCCUUAUGUCCUGCCUGAGGUCAGGCCAUACAUCAACAUUACCAUCCUAAAGGGUGACAAAGGGGACAGAGGUCCUUCAGGAACACCAGGGAAGCCAGGCAAGAAUGGUACCCGAGGGGAUCGUGGCUCUCAGGGUGUCAAAGGUGACAAGGGGCAGGCAGGUAGCCCUGGCAGCUCGUGCCAGACGCGUUAUUCGGCCUUCUCUGUGGGCCGCAAGACAGGCUUGCACAGCAGCGAGAACUUCCUCUCACUGCUGUUCGACAGGGUCUUCGUGAACACGGAUGGCCACUUCGACAUGGCCACCGGCCGCUUCGUGGCUCCCCUGCGCGGCCUCUACUUCUUCAGCCUCAACGUGCACAGCUGGAACUACAAGGAGACCUACGUGCACAUCGUCCACAACGAGGAGGCGGUGGUGAUCCUGUACGCGCAGCCCAGCGAGCGCAGCAUCAUGCAGAGCCAGAGUGUGAUGCUGCCGCUGGUGCCGGGUGACCGCGUGUGGGUGAGGCUCUUCAAGCGGGAGCGGGAGAACGGCAUCUACAGCGAUGACGUGGACACGUACAUCACCUUCAGCGGCCACCUGAUCAAGGCAGAGGACAACUGAGCUCCCCGGGCCACCUUCGCAGCUGGGCGGCUGGUGGCUAGGGCAGGUCCCGUAGGUCCCAGGGCUGGGUCUGCUGCUCUUCAUUCCUUGUCUCCACCGUUACCUGCAGUCUGUCUCUAUCCCUAUCCUCUUGGCUUCCUUUUCUGAUAAUUUGGGGCUUACGUAUUCCAGACUUUGCCAGCCUCUAGAGUGGCUCUCCUGACACUCCACCACUCUAUUUAUCCCCGGGGUCUUUAUUAUCUGGUAGAUUCUGGCUUCGCAUUUGGGGUAGACCCAGGAUUCUUCAUCUCUAGUGAUUUCCUCCGUGACAUUGAUACUACUGGUCUGUGGAUCACGCUUGAGGAAUUGUGCUCUCUAGAGUGUUCCCAGCAUUCUAGGGACUUCGAGAAUUGCUCCGGAAUUGCUCCCCCACCCCCAAACUCUAGGAUUCUUUCCAUAUCCUCUGGCUUUCUCCUCCUCCUGGGCUUCCCUCAUGUCUGACCUUUCCCCUCCUCCCCUUUUUCAGCCAUUGUCCAUUUGCGCAUGCGCAUUGAUCUAAUGCUGUCCGCUCACGUGGUCUCAGGUCUUAGGAAAGCCCGGAAGUGGGUACUAAGACUUGAGCGCAUACUGGGUGCUCCUCUAGACUGGGUCCGCGGGCACUGUGGUUCCUUCUCCACUGCUCCCAUGGUGCCACAGGUCCUGGAGAUGGGAUGGUACCCUUUCCCAUGCUCCAUGUUCUUGCCCUGUGCCCAGCAUUAAAGCAAAUAUAGAUAUAGUCUUGGCUGGGAGGAGACCCAGGAGUUUAGACGUAUCUGGGAUGAAGGGACGUCUGGGAACUGGAGCCCGUUCUCUUCCCUGACUUUUGAAGACUCCUUCAGCCCUCCUCCUUUCCCCCAGACAUUAGCCAUGCACUAGUGCUCUCUGGCCCUCCUGGCUCCUCCAAGGCCCAGGCUCACCCUGGAUUUAUGAAGGUGCUUAAGCCCCUGUCCCCCUGGAGGUGGCUCCCAUUUCAGAGCUUCUCCUGCCUGUAUCGCCCUUGCAGACAUCGUGGGCAAGUCAGGCAGGACGGAGGUGGCAGGUUUCAGCCCAAAGCAGGUCUAGGGACUGAAGCCAGUGACAUUCAGGUUACCUGGGGGCCUUCUCUGAGCCAUGCUGCCAAGACAGGCCCUGGGGGAGGUUGUGAAAAAGCAAGACCUCUACGCCUUUCUCAGGGUGUGUAGCCUGGUGGCUCUCCAACCUUCUCCUCUCCCACUGUAGCCUGCCCAAGCUUCUCAGGGGAAGGUGGCCUCCGUCCAUUGGUGCUUCUGCAGAUCCAGGGCAGGGUUGGCCCUGGGAGGGCAUCUCUGGUGCUUACAGCCAAGGGAGCCAUGGGAGGGUGACAGAAGCAAGGCCCGCCAUGUGCUGUGAGGGCUGGUUCUACAAAACCACCCUCAGCCCAACUGUCCUUGCCUGCUUGGCCAGUGUGAAUAAA
Molecule: messenger RNA, 2349 nt
Organism: Mus pahari (shrew mouse)
Lineage: Eukaryota; Metazoa; Chordata; Mammalia; Rodentia; Muridae
Gene: C1qtnf6
Product: C1q and TNF related 6
Exons: 3
Coding region: 105-899 (264 amino acids)
Molecular function (GO): protein binding
Source: RefSeq, a predicted model, not a curated record